GUUGUUUUGGUUCUGGCAACAGUGACGGGUGCUCGGGCCCUCAGACGUAUUGGGGUUCGCUCUGGGCUGAAACUUGUGCGAGAAACUGCCAUAUCUCCCCGUAGGAUGUCUCCUUGAGACCCCAGGACGCGGGGGAGCAUUCCAGGACUUCGCUGAGGAGAGGAGGGGCCACGAUAUCAGGCGAAGGAGAGGAUAUAGUGCGUUCAGUGCGCGGGGCAGUUGGUCCCUUUGGUGCCUCGGAAUCGGAGACUGUGACAGAUAUCUUGCAAACAUGUGGCAGCUUAGAUUGCUCGGAAAAUUAAUUUUAGUCCUGCUAGGAGUUUCAACAUGGGCACAUACAUUAUCCAUCCCUGAGGAGAACAGCAUUCAGCCCACACACAGUUCUUCUGGCCCAUGUCAUGCCAUGGAACCAACAGAGAUUGUGUGUAGGGGUAUGCAAUCCCUUGAAGAGGUAUCCAACCACAUCCCAGAAGAAUUGAGGGCACAGGUAACAAAACUCACGUUGGAGAAUGCUGUUCAGGGAGUCUGGACAAGGGAUGACCUAGUAAAGCUGCCAUCACUGCACACUGUUGUAUUCAACCACAGCUAUUUUUCUGAGUGGGAACUUCCCACACGGCCAGAUGCUCCUUCCCUCUCACGGUUGAUACUGGAGGACUGCUGGAAUAACAAUACUCUCAAGACCUCCAAGAUGAGGUCUACACUCUCCCUUACAACUGAGACACUAGCAGGUUUGGGAGGGUUAGAAGAGUUUCACAUCAUAGACUGCUAUGUCCUCGACUUAAAUCUCAGUUCCAUCGAUACUGUAAAACCUCUCCAACUUCUCAAUAUUGUUGGGGGAGGCCUCAACUGCACGAAGGACAAGCUGUGGAUGCUGGAUUGGAUGGAAGUAGGCCGAGCAAACAUCACAAAUACCACAAGGUGCUUUGUGGUGAGCUCAGGGGAGAUGAUUCUCUUCUCCACACGCUACAGUUUCAAUGACCACCAAUUCUUGCUCUGCAUGAAGUAUGUGAAGGAAACAGAGCGUGAUUGCCCAAGCCAGUGCCAGUGCAAUGUCCAAGGCUUCAAGGAGAGUCAGUACCCAAUAAUACACUUGCUUUGUGAGAGGGUUGGCCUCACCCAACUGCCGGAGGUCAUUCCAAGAUGUACAACACGCAUGCAGUUUGGAUGGAAUAAUAUCACUGACAUAAAUACGCUCUUCACUAAUGAGAACUAUCGGAGGAUGGAUUCCAUUCUCUUGAACAACAACCAGAUUUCUUACAUCAAUGGAGAUCUCUUCUAUAACUAUAUUAAGGGGCGACCACUUGAUGUUUACAUCAAUCUUGCAAACAAUAAGUUGACAACAUUGCCAAUCAAAGAAAUUAACAGAAUUUAUGAGGAAGCACGCCAAACAUCACAACUCUUCUACCCAACAUUCAACCUGGCAGAUAAUCCCUGGAACUGUGACAAUUGCUCCUUCUUGCCAGAGUUCCAGAAACUGGUGUAUUACCAGAGCACAAUGAUCCCAGAUUAUCAUGACAUCCGCUGCCCAAGUGACAGCGAACACCAUCCCAAAAAGCGUCUGAUCUUGAUUGACGUCAAGUCACAGUGCUCUUCAGGCCCUCCCCUGCUGAGUUCCCUUGACAUCCUCAAUAUCACCCUGGCUCUUCUGCUGCUCCUUCUCAUUAUCAACUUCCUCCACAACUUCUACCAGUACAGACGCCAUGGGAAGCUGCCUUGGAUCAUCAUUCGGAUGCCCUGCUGCUGAGGGAAGCCAGCUUCCAGGCCUGUAGCAUACAACUUGGCUUUUAGGAAGAUUCAAGGGUUGUUAAAGCAUUUGGGUAUUUCUUCUGUUUCAUUCUUUCUACUUUUGUGUUCUUUGGUAUAUAAUUAAGCCAGCACUAGAGGGCUAUUGGUUGUGUUGCAGCAGGUCUCCAAGCCUGAGUUGCAACAAGAAGAGUGAUAAGGGCAGCUUAAAUUUUGUCCUUUAAGAUAUUCUAUUGUGUUCAUACUAUGGCAGAAUGGGUGCAAGUGCCUCAUUGCUGUCAUUGCAAUGUUAUGAGAAAGAAGUGGAACUUGAGUUCAUGAAAUGUACCUGAGAUGAAGAGUUUACUGCUAAUAUAGUAUAUUCAUAUAACUGUUUUUCUUUAUAAAUUUUAUAUGAAAACAAAUAAGUAAGUAGUGGUGUGACAACAUUGAGUGGUUUUGUUUCAGAUGCUAUUCUAUGAUAUUUUUUCAUGACUACAAUAUGUCAGAAGAAAGUUGAUUUGUUGUAUGAUUGAACUUUUUGCCGAGUUUUAAAUAUUUGCUCUUAUAUAAUAUUGCUUUUGUUUAUGUUUACAAUUCUAGAAUUCCCAACUUUACACUUCCCAAUAGAGAGGCUGUUACUGCAUUGUGAUCAUGUAAUCAUAUAGGGCAGUUAUUAUUACAGUAAAAAUUAAAUAUGGGAAUGCAGGGAUCCACAGUAAUAACUGUGAUAGCCAAUAGUGAAUAAAGAAAAAAAAUAAAUAGUUGUGUUUCUGCACAACAUGGUAAAGAUGAGACAUGAAAGUAUGCAAGAUUCACGUUUACCUUAGUAGUAUGCAAAAUUCUUAAUAUUUAGUUCAAAAGUGGUUUUAGUGUAGUCUUGCUACUGCAGUCAAUUGAUCUUGGACUUAUCCUGUGACAUGUACAUAGAUAUAAUAGCAACUAUGUUUAAUUUGUAUAUCAAAAUCUUACGAAAAGUAUUUUUGUAAUAAUGGGCAGAUGCAUAAACUUACACACAUGGAAUUGUAUAUCUACACACAAACAUACAAGCACACACAAGCAUUUUUUUAUUAUUAUUAUUAUAUUUAUAUAUUUUUUUUCUUUUCUUUUCUUUCUUUUUUUCUUUUUCUUCUUUUUCUUUUUCUUUUUUUCUUUUUCUUGCUUUCUUUUUUCUUUUCUUUUUUUUUCAUACAGAAAAUGGUACCAGCAUUAUUUUUUGGACCAGUACUGUGUAAAGUAUCUAUGGUAGUUUUGUAGCAGUCAAACAUUAAACAUCAUAGUCUGGUGUCAACAUUGCGAGUUGAUUGUCUGAGCUGUAAUUUUCAAAUGUAAUAGUUAAUGAUUAGAACAAAUAAAUAUGCUAAACAUAUAAGGUCAUAUAACACUAUGUUUUUUGUUUAAUUAGUCUAAAUUAAAUGCAUAUUGCCAGCACAAAUUCAUCUUAUUGGAAAUAGUGGCUUCUACAAUCUGAUUGGCACUAGCAAGAAAAAUAUCUUGCUAUGAAGUGUUUCCUCCUGUUAAGUGUUAUUUGCAAAAAUAGAGCUGAGAAAGUUUUAACAAGGGUUUCACUAAAAAAAAAAUAUAUUGGCACUAGGCAUAUAAUGGAAGUAUUCAGUAACUAUUUUGAAGAAAAAUUAAAAACUGCAAAUAGCAUUAGUUCAAUAAAUAGUAACAUUACUACUUGUGAAUUACUUUAAAGUAUUGCUUGUCUACUUCUGUAUGCUAGUGCACACACACAUCUUCCCAUAUAUCCAUGCACACACACAUUAAAAUGAACAUGUAGCAUUGGACUGCUAUGUCCUCGACUUAAAUCUCAGUUCCAUCGAUACUUUAUUUGCAUAUUUGCUCAAGAACAGUUUGAAUAGGACAUUUUAAUCUGACUUGCUCCAAGACAGCAAGUAUGGGAAGGAAGGGGAACUUUUUCUUUUUUAUUUAUUUAUUUUGUGUGAGUGUGUGUGUGCGUGCAUGCAUGUGAGUGAGUGAGAAAUUUGUGAAUUAUUAAUUCCCCCCAUAAGACAUAAUAUUCAUAGUAUAUUUGAGAAGCAAGUAUUGGAGAAUGCACUGCUGUAGGAUAAGUCAGGAAACAAAAAUACAAACAUACAGACAAAAAUUAUUUUUCCUUGUAUCUAAAUAUUUAAGAACAAAUAAAAAGGUGUCAUGCAUAUUAUUUUAGUAGGCUAUCAUUAAUGAAAGCCAUGAAUCUAUGACUUAUGCACUAUGUUUUUGGUAAAUCUUGGAACUAGAAACCAACUUUGUUAUUAUACCAGAGUGUUUAUGCUUCUUUGGAGCUUCUGCACUAGUCAAAGAUAUUUUUAGGUAAAGGGCAUUUGUGUUUCUAGAUCCUUUCCACAGGGACAUAUCGCUUUUGAAUAUAUAAGUAAGUACAUUAUGCAUAUAUAUUUUUUAUGUGAAAUCCAGUGACAUGCAUUGGUAUCUUCUUUACUACGAAAGAAAGGCAAGGCAUGGUUAGCAAUUGUGGGAUUUAGUUUCCUGAUCCCAAAGAUGAUUGUAGUGCUUCUCUGCAUUUCGUAUAUUUAAUGCAUGGUAAGACUUCUUCAGGUACUAACUGUAAUAAAGCACAUAAUUCAUGCAAAGACAAAGUUUAAGAUAGAAUUGGUGAAUAAGAACUUAUAACAAAAGAGCUUUAAGGGGCAUGGUCCAUUUAACAGUACAGUGCAAAAAUAGUUUAAUUAACAGAAUCUUGAAGGUGAUUUAAGAAUACAAAAGUAAAAUAGAUAGAUCUUAAGAAGUUCAUUACAUAUAUCAUAGAAGAGGUGAGAGAGAGAAAACAAAAACUUUAAAAUGUAUUAUAAUUUACCUUGUUUAAUAGUGCUGUUACAAUGGCAACAAGGCUGCCUACUUAAAGUUGUGUCCACCUGAGGAGCUGAGUCUGUGCAGACCUGGGGCUGAAGUUAUAUCUCUUGCUUCUUCAGCAGUCCUGCUAGACUGAGGGUGGUGAGUUGUGCCAAUGUAAGGUGUACUUUAUUUGUGAUUGGCCAUUUUCAAGGGUUACCCACAGUUUCCCCACUUUUAAUAUCAUAUCCAUGGGUGCCUGGCCACUUUCCAACAUUUUUAAUUGGACCAUCAAUGGGUAAUAAUGCUUCCUGGCACAGGUACUGCCUGUCAUGUGGAUGCAGCUUUAACCUCAGCAGAUGAGCAUUUGUGAGUGUACAGUAUAUUUAAUCCUUUGUCAUAUGCAGAUGCAUAGUUUCAUAUGGAGGGUGCUAUUGAGUAUGUAUUCAAGUUUCCCACAUAGUCAACCUGUUGCUAUUUGAUUUAAAUCAAGGCAUGUCUUUCAGAGUAAGAUUUUUUUUACAGUGCUUCAUCAUGCAUCUCAUAUAUUUUCUAAUUUUAUGUUUUGCUCACCAUGUAGUGUUCUCAUAAUAUUUCUCUUGACUAUAGAAGGAAUUGUUGAUAACAUUUUGCUAGUAGAAGAGAAGGGUAUUACACCAAUGUCUGGUUCAAGUUGGUCUUUGCCCAAUUUUAGGCAGAUGAUGUGAAUUGCAGUAGGUUUCUGCUGCUUGGUAUCUGGAUAAAAUGGAUUAUUAGCGCAUCUGGAAUUUUAUUUGGGUACAACAUUUCUUUCUUUCUUUUUUUUAUGUAAUAAUUAAGUUCACUGGAAAUCAUUGUGCUGCUACUAGCCUAGAGCUCAUUUUACUGUGUAAGCUUGAUUUUAUAGUAUGUCAACUUGAUAUAAUGAAUUGAGUUUAGUGGAAAUCAAUAAUUUGCUUAGAAGAAAAUAUGUAGUUAAUUGAUUGAUGAGUGUGCCUAUUGUAUGGUUUUCAACAGUAUAUUUGCAAAUUUGACUGGACUACAGACUUUUUAUAUAUUUUUUAGAACUCUGUUGUUACCUGCAUUAACCCCAAAAGGAUGAUCAGUAAUAAUUAUCAAUAUUAGGUGUAACUGCAUGCCAAUGCAAUAGAGUGCUUAAAUUGUUUGACUGCUAUUUUUCUGGAUUUGUUUAUGCACUCUUUAAGCCUUCCUAUUUUCCCUAUCUUGUGGAAAAACAGCAAAAUACCUAAUAAGCUUUCUAUUUCCUUAUUACAGAAUUUUGAGGGUUCGUCUUUUUCUUGCCUUAUCUUCUACUACACACAGAUCUGGACUUUCCCAUCUGUUUGGGAUAAAGUGCACAAAGUUUCAAAGACUGAAUAAUUGGUGCUAAAGCAUCUGCUGGAAAAAAAAAUCUUUAUAAUACUUGUUCACAAAUUUUGUAAAAUUUUGCUUUUGUCUUUCAAGUAAAAAAAAAAAAAAAAAACACUUUAUGCAUCACAAAAUAAAUAAAGUUUGCUUACUCUUUUUUAUUAAAUCCUAUAAUAAAUUGAAUUAUAAGUAUGGUGUAGAGUCAACUUCCUGUGCCUUAAUCUACCCAUGAAUUAAAGUAGCAAAUUAAGGAUUAAGCUUUCAUGUGGAAGGACUUCACAUUAAUAUAGUGUCCUUAUUUUGUGUAAAUUUAACUCACUGCUGCCAAGGAUGGCAUGUAUAUACACACUGUACCCACUGAGUUUGAUUUUAAUUAAGUAGUCACCAAGAAGUUGACUAUUAAUUCUACUUGUCACACCUGUUUAUCCUUUUCCUUGAUUUUUUAACUGUUAUUUUUUAUUUUAUAUUGCUAUUAGUGUUGUUAAUAAGCGAUUAUAAUUAUAAUGUCAAUAAUAAUAACUUCAAAUAUUUUUUUUUUAAGAAUCUAAUAAAUGACUCCUUGAUAGCAUUGCAUUAAGAAAGUCAUUUCACAAAUCAGUACUUUGGAGUCCAUUACAUGUUCCUAGCAGCAGUAGGUUAAUGUUUCUUUUCACAAGUAAUUAUUCUGUAAUGAUUCUGCUGUCAUUCUUCCAAUUAAGACAUCUGUAAGACCUAUUCAAUCUUCUUGUAAGGGGGAAGAAGACAAAUUUUUAAUCCUUUACUAACUAGAAUGAUAGAGUAAUAAAUGUUUAAGGCAAUCUCAAUUUUUGAAGUGGUGGUAGUGGUUACACCCUCCAAAAGAAUGUUUAUUAACAAGAAUACAUUAUUUCUGCUCUAGCCCUAAGAUUCCACAUACAUAGAGAGAAUUAUUGGCUGCUACAAAAAAUAAACAUUCAAAUUUUGGCUUGCAAAGGCAGAUAAGUUUCUGUACAGUAGUGAUGAUUUUUCCAGAAUAAAAUAAGAAAAUU
Penaeus monodon (black tiger shrimp) is the source of this 6869-nucleotide messenger RNA. RefSeq names its product protein singed wings 2-like. The transcript is spliced from 11 exons. Lineage: Eukaryota; Metazoa; Arthropoda; Malacostraca; Decapoda; Penaeidae. Bases 272 to 1744 code for a protein of 490 amino acids. The record is from RefSeq and is a predicted model, not a curated record.